Pelmatolapia mariae (spotted tilapia) is the source of this 1482-nucleotide messenger RNA. RefSeq names its product methyltransferase like 26 (gene mettl26). The record is from RefSeq and is a predicted model, not a curated record. The transcript is spliced from 6 exons. Lineage: Eukaryota; Metazoa; Chordata; Actinopteri; Cichliformes; Cichlidae. Bases 154 to 774 code for a protein of 206 amino acids.
ACGUGCGGAACUGGACCAUUUUCGGUCGAAAAGCAAAACAUUCGGGGGUGGUGAAUUGAGUGACUCAGUCUGCUGUAACGUUACGCCGACCUGCUGGAGUGGUUUCAUAAACUACGCCGUAUAAGUCGACUGUUAUACCCGGGGUUUGGCACGAUGCUGAGCGCCGCCGCCGCGGAAAGGAACAAGGAGCCCAUCCUGGCGGUGCUCCGGGAUAGUGUGCACACCGGGAGACCCCUGCUGGCUCUGGAGAUCUCCUCCGGUACUGGGCAGCAUGUCACACACUUUGCUCAGGCCCUGCCGAAUAUAACCUGGCAGCCAUCUGAGUAUGAUCGCCAGUCUAUAGUCAGUAUAGAAGCAUAUAGAGCCCGCUACCGGCUGAACAAUGUGAACCCUGCAAUCCACCUGGAUGCUUCUCUGCCCUAUCAAUACUGGGGAGGAAUCCAGCCAGAGAGCCUCGACCUGGUGCUCAACAUCAACAUGAUCCAUAUUUCUCCUUUGGCUUGUACAGAGGGUUUAUUCAAAGGGGCUGGAGUAGUAUUGAAACCUCAGGGCCUUCUACUGACUUAUGGGCCGUAUGCAGUGAAUGGUCAGAUCGUCCCUCAAAGCAAUGUGGACUUUGACUACAGCCUACGGCAGAGAAACCCAGAAUGGGGACUCAGGGAUAUCUCGCUCCUCAAUUCUCUGGCACAAAGCAAUGGUUUGUACCUGGAGAGAAUAGUGGACAUGCCAGCAAACAACAAAUGUCUUCUUUUCAGGAAGGAAAGUUUGGUGUGAAGUAUCCUGAUGCAGGAUGGUCAAAAUGCCUUAACUUGGAGCUCAGAUACAUUGCCAAAUUUUCAAGAGCUGUAAACGGAUCAUGUUUUCUCCACAUUUUAACACAUGCUGGUAUUAGAUUAACUAAGUUCAUGUAAACUGUUGUGCUCUAACCUAUAACCUAUAUUCUUAUGUAUUGCACAUGAGUUAAAUUAAUAAAUCUCACUAACACGUUGCCUUUGUGCUAUAUAUUCUUUAAGACAAUGGCAUAUUCUUUUUUUCUGUUUUGUAAGCGUGAAACUGACUUAGCAGAAGUGCUUUGAAGAGGGAAAUAAUUAAGAGAAUAUACUGUACUUUAUAUGAAAUAAAAGACAUUUUUAUGAAACAAAGAUGGAGAAACUAAAGUGAAGAGCAGAAAAAAAAUAACAUUAGCAAAAGUAAUUAUAAUACAGAUGUCUAUUUGUUUAGUAUUACAAGCUAGGGAUUAUUGCAACAUGAUCAACGUGUGUCUGUUAUCCUGGUUGCUGUUUUCACAAUGCAAAGUUCACAAAUCAGAGAAAAAAUCUUAAACCUAUUUGAAAACAGCAAUUCAGCAUUAGUAUUAAUACAAUGGGAAUCAAUACAUCUGGAAUGUUAUUAUAUCUGUGUUGGAAUAAAAAAAACUCUCAUACCUACAUCAGCAUGCAGUAUUUAACUUGUUCUACUCUGUUUUGAUAAAUAGUUAUUAAA